UUCGGCUGCUUAUCAAGACCAAAGACGCUUCGUAGAACAAAAGCGGAUAGCAAGAGCCCCUCAUUUUAUUACACCAACUCCCAUUUCUGAACUACAGUUAGAUAUCCAGAACAAUGGCGCCGAACAUCUGUCGCGUAGAGCCCUCGCCCAUAGCGUUUGGAAUAGUUCCUCCCGCCAAACCAGCUACUGCGAGCAUCGUCAAAGGAGCUAACAGACUCGAGAAGCGCAGCGAAACAGCGGCAGCAGCAGCAGCAGCUCCAGACCUUCCUCAGGGAAGCCAGCCCCAAACGACAGACGCGCGGGGAGAAUGCGCACCAACCAGCAAGGAGCAUCCCGCCAAGAGGGCGGUGGUGGCUCAGCAGUACCUCAAUUCCCGGUUUUUCGGCAUGAGUGCGGACCAGAUUAAGGCGCUGUUCCACUUCUCUGUGAACAAUAGCCCGCGCCUACUGCUACCGCUCUUCGCGGCGUUAGCCGUUCAGCUAACCCGGCACGUGAAGCAGGAGGACUUGCUGAACUUCUGGCAGCAGCUGCUAAAAUUGGAUCCGUCCUAUGGAAUUGCGGCCUUUUCCGCGGUCGUUUUCGCUGUUACAGUCUUCGUGCUCAAACGUCCCCGUCGCAUCUUCCUCGUUGAUUUCGCCUGCUAUCGCCCGCCGGAACACCUCGUCAUCACGAAGGAUGUCGCGUUGGACCGGGUGACACGGCUCGGUUACUUCGACGAGACAAGCCGAGAGUUUCAAACGAAGGUGUUUGAGCGAUCGGGUCUCGGCAACCGGACCUACUUACCGCCUUCCAUGCACACGUGGCCUCCGUCUCCCUCCAUCUCUAACGCCCGUGUUGAAGCCGAGAUGGUGAUUUUCGGGGCUUUGGACGAGCUAUUUGCCAAGACAGGGGUCCACCCUAAGGACGUCUCUAUUCUCGUCGUCAACUGCACUAUCUUCUGCCCGACUCCGUCGCUGUCUGCCAUGGUAGUUAACCAUUAUAAGAUGCGUCAGGACAUCCAGUCGUACAACCUUGGCGGCAUGGGCUGCAGCGCUAGCAUCGCUGCAGUGAAGCUAGUCGGAGACCUUCUUCAGUCGCAGCCGAAUAAGUACGCCGUUAUCGUUUCUACGGAGAACAUCACGCAGAACGCGUAUCUCGGUAACCGUCGCUCCAUGCAGGUUACCAAUGUUCUGUUUCGCAUGGGCGGAGCCGCUGCGUUGAUCUCCAACAAGCCGCGGGACGCCUGGAGGGCGAAAUACGAGCUGGGUCCUGUUGUUCGCACCCACAUGGGUGCAGACGACAAGAGCUACAAGUGCAUUUACCAGGAGCAGGAUGAGAAUAAAAUCACCGGCGUCAUGCUUUCUCGCGAGCUGAUGGCCACUGCUGCUCAGGCGCUCAAGGCCAAUGUAACAACCCUCGGACCCCUGGUGCUGCCGCUAUCUGAGAAGCUGCUGUACGCUGCUGCUUACAUCGCCAGGCGCGUUUUCCGAAUGAAAAUUAAGGAGUACGUGCCGGAUUUCAAGCUCGCGUUCGCGCAUUUCUGCAUCCAUCCCGGUGGCCGCGCUCUUCUAGACGAGGUCCAGAAAGCGCUCAACCUCUCGCCGUACGAUAUGGAGCCUAACAGGAUGACUCUUUAUCGGUGGGGCAAUCUCUCGUCUGCUUCCAUCUGGUACGAGCUGUCGUACCUUGAGGCUCGGGACCGUGUGAGGCACGGGGACCGCGUCUGGCAGCUCGCGUUUGGAAGCGGGUUCAAGUGCCAGACCGCCACCUGGAGAGCACUUCGCAGCAUUGCGGGUGAUAAGAACGGAGGUCCCUGGGCUCAGAAUGGUGAAGCGCCUUCAACGCCAUCUGAGGCCAUGUAGGGUGAAGCACUCUGUACUAGGUAGCAUGAAACGUGUAAUGGUAGCAGUGCAUCAAAUG
Closterium sp. NIES-67 is the source of this 1899-nucleotide messenger RNA. NCBI's taxonomy places the organism in Eukaryota, Viridiplantae, Streptophyta, Zygnematophyceae, Desmidiales, Closteriaceae. The record is from the annotation of a GenBank genome assembly.